Messenger RNA from Rotaria sp. Silwood2, 915 nucleotides. The record is from the annotation of a GenBank genome assembly. NCBI's taxonomy places the organism in Eukaryota, Metazoa, Rotifera, Eurotatoria, Philodinida, Philodinidae.
AUGACAUUUCAAGCUGAUAGAUUUUAUAAUCCGAAAGAUGGUACUUAUGCAAAUGUACCAAUUAUGCCAGUACAUACAGAAAAAUUUCGAGGUAAACGACAAUAUGGAACUGAUGUUUUAAUUGGAAAUUGGUAUGAAGAUCGAUCAAAAUCACAAAAAUCAAAUUAUACACAUAAUUCAACCUAUCGUAUUGAUUAUCCAGGACAUAUUGAUCAUUUACCUGAUACAGUUUUAAGACGUAAAUUACUUUUAUCGCAAGAAGAACGACCUAGACGAAUGAUUCUUGGUCAUCAUAAUAUUAAUGAUGGUAAACAAUUGAUUAGCAGCUAUGACGAACAAUACAAUCGACGUGGACCCUAUGGAAAUAAUCGAUUUCCAGUAGAACGAAAAUGGGCAUUACAAGAUGAUUGUUGGGUACCAGAACAUAGUGACCAUCCACUUGAAGGUGAACCAACACGUUUUGGUCUUACGGAAAAAAAACGUUCGCAAAGUCAGUCUUUUCAUCGUUCACAUACAAUGCCUGAAAUGAGUGAAUAUACAGAUCGAUAUAUUCCUCAUGAAUCAAAAUUAUAUUCGGAAUCAACACGUGUUGCUAUUCCACGUUUAUUUUCAACUGCACUUGAUCGUACAAAUGCAAUUAAUAAAGAUCUUAAUUAUCGUUCGAUAACAAACAGUAGUCGACGACAACCAACAACACGCGAUGCAAAAGAAAUUGAUUAUUUACGUUCAUUUCAACGAGAUACAACUAUUCCACGAACAUAUUAUUAUUUAGGUAAAGCUUCGGAUUCAAUUGAUGAUAAUAUGCGUGAAAAAUUUCCAUUUUUACCUGCACCAAUUAAUACUCUUCAACAAAUUAAAUCAUCAACUAUUGAACAAUUUCAAAAUCAACAACGAGAACAAACUCUUUAUGCUUAA